Messenger RNA from Lasiosphaeria miniovina, 2520 nucleotides. RefSeq names its product COG4 transport protein-domain-containing protein. Bases 1 to 2520 code for a protein of 839 amino acids. The record is from RefSeq and is a predicted model, not a curated record. NCBI's taxonomy places the organism in Eukaryota, Fungi, Ascomycota, Sordariomycetes, Sordariales, Lasiosphaeriaceae. The transcript has 3 exons.
AUGUCUGCACUUUCCAAUGGCGUCGCUACCACUGCCUCGUCGUCGUCGUCGUCCAUGCCCAUGCCCAAGCUGGCUACCACCAAGAGUAGCAGCACCACCACGCCGCCGAAUCCCGCCCUGACCAUGGCCACCGCAAAGGACGGCCCUGCCGGCGCGCUGCGCGAUGCAUCGUCCGCCGCCGAGAUCCGAGCCACGCUCGCUGGCCUACACACGCGCGAGUCCGCCCUCAGCUCCCGCCUCACCGCCCUUGUCGCCGCGCAGCAGGACAUCUCGCGCUCCCUCGCCCGCCUCGACAACCUGCGUGCCGGCCUGGGCGCCCAGGUUAUCGCUACGCGCGGCAUUAGCAAUUCCAUGCUCGCGGGCGCCUCCGAGACGGCCGCCCACCUAUCGAGCCGCGUGCGGACGCUGGAUCUCGAGAAGCAGCGGGUCGAGGACACGCUGCGCGUCGUUGAGCAGGUCGCCGAGCUCAAGGCCUGCGUGGCCGGUGUCGUCGGCAGCAUGGGUGCCCCGCAGGACUGGGAGGCCGCCGCUGGGUACAUUGCUCGCGCCGCCAAGGUGCCCGAGGACAUUGCCCGCGGCGGCUUCGCGGCCGCCGUGGUGCCCACCGUCGAGGUGCCCGACCCGCCGUGGGUGACGCUCGAGACGUCCAAGGAGAGCCUGUGUGGCCUGUUCCUGCGCGAGUUUGAGCGCGCCGCUGCCGAGAGCGACUGGGCCCGCGUCACUCGCUUCUUCAAGCUGUUCCCGCUGAUCGGGAGGGGCGAUGUCGGCCUCGACGUCUACGGGCUCUAUGUCUGCCAGGGCGUGGCCGGCACGGCCAGGGCGGUGCUCAAAGAGGGUGGCGGGCAGGGGAAGAAGGACGGUUUGUUCUAUGCCAAUGCCUUGACGAGGCUGUUCAAACACAUUGCCGACAUCGUCGAUGGGCACGGUAGCUUGGUCGAGAGAUACUACGGCGCUGGCAAGAUGAUCAAGGUCAUCGAGAGGCUGCAAGUCGAGGCUGACGUCCAGGGCGGCAUAAUCCUUGACUCGUGGACAGACGAGCGGGCCGUGACCAGGAGACUGACAGAUGUCAAGAGUUACCCCUUUUCCUUCCUCGUGCAGAGCUUCCUGCCGCAGAGCCGGGGAUAUGGAGGCACACCACGCGUCAACUCUCCGGCUCAGGGUAACCAGGUCAACGAGACCCGCAAUAGCGAGGAUGAAGGUGUCAAUCUGAAAGAGGUGGACGGUUUAAUAACUGAAAUUGCUGCGAUACUGGGCCAGUGGUUCUUCUACUCCCGCUUUCUCGCUGCAAAGUGCAAGGACAUCGGAUCACCUGAAGAUGCACCGCUCAGGAUUCCCGAUGUUCUUACUGACUCUAACCUAAGCAAAAAGGUAUCUUCAAAGCUCGUGGAGCCGUACAAGGUGCUCACCCAGUUCUUCAUCCGGCGGUCGGUUGAGAAGGCGUUCCAGCUGGACGAGUCGCCGGCUGGGCUGUCUCUAAGCAUGAGCAGACACAUUGAGAGCAACCCCCCUUUCAUCAUCUCGGCCGUUGACGAUGUCAUGUACAUUGUCAACACGGUCAUAUUCAAAUCCAUAUCCACAUCUCAGAGGGCUGUUGUAGAUCACGUCAUCCCAUUGAUCUCGACCCUCCUAGGAAACGACUUUAUCGGCAUGAUCCAGCGGAAGAUGCGCGACGAGUCAUAUCCCAGAGCUAUCGUGCAAGGCGGCUUCCCGCCCGAGGACAGGAUCGUCGCCUUCAUUGUGCUCAUCAACAGUCUGGACAUGUCCAACGAAUACAUCUCCCGUAUUGUCACGGGCCUCUUGGGGGCCUCAGGACAAACCAACGGGAGCGUGGCUGAUGCAGCCCAACAACAAACCCAGUCCUCCCUCAAGGAGGCUUUCCCUUUCAAAAACGACGCCAAGGACGUUGCUACCCGACUCAACAACCUGAACACGUCCUUCUCGUCUAGAACUACGGAGCUCCUUAAUGAAGGCAUUUCGGUGCUCUUUGAGCGGGUGAUCAAGCCGCGGCUGCGGCCAGUGCUGACGGACACGUUCCGCGACGCCGACUACACGCUGACGGAGGACGAGCUGGCCGAGAUUGCAGCGCAGAACGAGGAGGACGAGGACGACGUGUUGGAGCAGGUGCCGCGGCGCUUCGAGCACGGGUGGGACGCGCUCAUGAAGCCCGUGGCGCGGCUCAUGACGCCGCGCACCUUCUCCAUGGUGCUGGACCGGACGGCGCGGUACCUAGCAGGCGUGCUCGAGAAGCGCGUCUGGAGCUACGCUGGCGGCCGCACUAGCCCCUAUGGCGCCGUGCGCAUGGAGCGCGAUUUCAACGGCAUUGUCGGCGCCAUCACAAAGGGCAACUACUCCGUCCGCGAGCUCUUCGCCAAGACCACCCAGAUCCUCAUGGUCGCCAACAUGGAGGAGGACGAGUGGGACGAGCUCGUCGCUGCCGAGGAAGAAGACCCUGGCGGUGCCAUGUUAUGGGUCCUUACCGAGGACGAGAGGAGGAAGGCGAGGACCAUGGUCAAGGCUUGA